Scheffersomyces stipitis CBS 6054 is the source of this 2207-nucleotide messenger RNA. Its product is annotated as Nrd1 complex RNA-binding subunit. The transcript is spliced from 2 exons. The record is from RefSeq and is a predicted model, not a curated record. Bases 307 to 2151 code for a protein of 614 amino acids. Gene Ontology annotation, molecular function: RNA binding. Lineage: Eukaryota; Fungi; Ascomycota; Pichiomycetes; Serinales; Debaryomycetaceae.
AAUUAAUCUAGUAGUAUUUUUGCUUAACGAAGUACAAGUAAGACAUUAAUAUAUUAUUCUUUGUAUCGCAACUUUUUCUGCUUGACUAGAUUUCAUUAUAUACGAAUUAGACUGGCAAUACGUUGGAUUCAGACUUUUUCACAGUUUUAUCACCACAAAAAAACCGUAUAUCGUAAGAGUCGAGAGAGAUUUUAGGGGUGUACUUUUUCGUAUUUUGCAAUUUCGUAUAGUCGAUCACUAAAAGAAAACCUUCCUCCCACUAAGUAAAACUUGUACUAGUUGUAAAACAGUAAGAGAAAAAGAACCAUGUCGUCCGUUGAAGAAUUCGAAUCCAUUUUGAAGGAGUUGCCUACUUUGAAGGCUCCCGGAGUUUCUGGUACUCGUAUCAAGAAGUUGACAGAAUUAGCAGUCAAGAACAUUGAUCAGGAGUCCUCGUUGAUCACUCUCUUAUAUUCCAACUGUAAAGCAGCUCCAUCAUCUCAUAAAUUGGGAACCUUGUAUGUGGUAGAUUCCAUUGUAAGAGCCUAUUUAGAAGAAGCCAAGAAGCAGAACCAGGUCGUCGAGUCUCUGGCUCCAGAGGGCACUUUUGCUUCUGGUGUAUUCAAGAUCAGUGAAUUGAUCGAGUCGUUGAUUGACGACGCAUUGGAGUUACUGAUUACUCAGGCUCAGAAUAUCAAGAUCAGCAAGUUAGUAGAUAUCUGGGAAAGAGCUGAAACUUUCAGCCAUGACAUCAUUGUCAGAAUUAGACAAAAGCACUUUACUUCUACUACUCCUCCUGGCUCUCCUCCAAGAGCUGCGGGAGAAAUUGCUAAGCCAACUGGCGAGGCAACUUCUGCAACUGCUGAAAAGACAGAUUCGACCAGUAUUUUACUGGCUCUUGCCUCUUUGGCCAAAACUAGCUCUCCAGGUUCGCAGAAUACUCAGCCCGCUGAAAACAAGGCCAACACAAUCUUAUCGCAAUUAUCAGCUCUCUCUGCUCCUCAAGGUGCAUCACAACCAAAUUUUGCUCCCCGUCCGCAGCAAGGUCAGGGAGGAAACGAACAGUUGAUCUUCAAUAUGUUGCAACAAAUGCAACAAGGAGGCUCCGGAUCUGCACCUCCUCCGAACAUUCCUCUGAUUCCCCAACAACCUCCUAGAAACGACUAUGGAUCAGAUAGACGCAGACGUGAGCAAGAUAAUGGCUACUCUCGUAGAAACAGAUCUAGAUCUCCUCCAGGUAACAGAUACGGAGGAGUCAGAUCUCCUCCUAGACAACACGAAUCAAUGAGCUAUAAUCGUAGUGGUCCAGGAGGUGAUCUUAACGUUCCAGGAACUCCUCAUUAUCGUCCUAGAAAUGUUGGUUUCGACCAGUCUUUGCCUCAGGGUUCUUUCAAGGUUUUGUCUAGAACUUUAUUCAUUGGUGGUGUCCCACGCAACAUGGACGAUCAGGCUUUAGCUCACAUGUUGAGUCCUUUCGCUGAAGUUCAAUCUGUUAUUUUGAACAGCGAAAGAAAGCACGCUUUCGUCAAGGUUUACUCGAGAAGAGAAGCUGAACAGGUCAUUGGACAAUUCAACAAGGAUAAUGCUAUGCCCUUGAGAACUCGUUGGGGUGUUGGUUUUGGACCUAGAGACUGUUGCAACUACCAACAUGGUAUUUCCAUCAUUCCUAUCCAGAGAUUGACUGAUGCAGACAAGACAUGGGUGGUCAAUGCUCAAUGGGGAGGAACUGGAGGUCAACCUUUGCUGAGCGGUAUGGUUAUAGAUGAGCCUGAUAUUGAGAUUGGUGCUGGUAUUUCUUCUAAGGCCAUGUCCAAAAAGAUGCCUACCAAUUCUGCCAGGAAUGGUCCUAAGUCAAAUAGACCAGGUGAGCCAGAUGAAGAAUAUGCCAAAACUACUUUGCUUCCACAUCAAGCUGGCCACAUGUCUCACGGAGCUCAGCCAGACUUCAACACAUUCACGCAAUCAUCUGUUAACCCAUUAUCUGGGUUGUUUGCCAACUCUGAGUCAGAUUCGCAAUCGCAAUCCCGUCCACCUCAAGGAUUUAACCAACCUUCACAGCCACAGGGACAGGGAUUUCCCGAUUUUUUAAACAACUUACAACAGCAAGGUGGCAACCCCAACUUGAGUGCCACUUUAGCUAACUUGUUCCAACAAGGUGGAAACCAGCAAUAGCUAUACUAAAAUAGUCUGUAUAAAUAGACAUUAAAAAGAAGUAUCAUUUUUCGCAA